Diorhabda carinulata is the source of this 3672-nucleotide messenger RNA. Its product is annotated as zinc finger protein 3 homolog. Bases 333 to 3245 code for a protein of 970 amino acids. Gene Ontology annotation, molecular function: DNA-binding transcription factor activity, RNA polymerase II-specific; RNA polymerase II transcription regulatory region sequence-specific DNA binding; zinc ion binding. Gene Ontology annotation, cellular component: nucleus. The transcript is spliced from 11 exons. NCBI's taxonomy places the organism in Eukaryota, Metazoa, Arthropoda, Insecta, Coleoptera, Chrysomelidae. Gene Ontology annotation, biological process: regulation of transcription by RNA polymerase II. The record is from RefSeq and is a predicted model, not a curated record.
GUCAUGAUUCAUUGACGCCAUGCUGCACUAUUGUGCUAUCAAAUUGUUCUGUUGUAAAAACUACAAAACAUGAAGUAAUUACUUCACCGAACGUGUAUGCAUGAGAGUGUGUGGAAAUCCUUAUUUUAUUAUUAAUUAUUUGAGAUGAUAGUAUCAUAACUUGAAAAUUUUUUCUGUUAGACAAUGUAAUUAAGGCAAUAUGACGUCAUUAUUUUUGUCGUCUAUAUUGAAAUUUGGCAGUACGCCUUAAAAAUAUGUGCUAGUAUCUCCAUAUUUGUUUGUGAAGGUAUUCGUGUAUAUAUUUUUUUCAAACAGUUGUUAAUUUUCUAAACAUGCCUGCUUGUUGUGUUCCUUAUUGCAGUAACAGAACCGAAAAAGGAAUAAGACUUUUCAUGCUUCCUCAAGGAGACCGAAAUAAAGAAAGGAGAGAAGCUUGGAUCAAAAACAUAAAUCGGGACGAUUUAUCAUCUAGGGCGCAAAUAUGUGAGGUUCAUUUUACCUCUGAUCAGUUUGAAAAUCAUAGAGAAGAUGGUAGAAGAACUCUGAAGAAUAAUGCUAUGCCUACAUUGUUCAGUGAACAGAAGCCACCACAAUUCAAUGAAGACAAUGCAAAGGGUAGAAGAAGAUCCACAAGGAAACGUAAACCUAUUGUUUUUGAGGAAUAUCAAUCUGGAGAUGAAGAUUUAGAAAGUAACUGUAUAAAAAAAGAAAUUAAACCUGAAGAGUCAAGUGAUGACAAAAUAGCUGAACAUAUGCAACAAAUAGAGUUAAUAAGAUGUAGGACUUGCUUGACUAUUGCCCCCAAAAACUUUUCCCAUGCUUUGAUAAAAUUGGUGCUUGGCAAAACUAUCAAACAAGUUAUUAUACUGUGUGUCCCACAAAUGGAACUACAUGAUGAUGAAUACAUAUGUGAUAAAUGUUAUAGAUUUCUUUUGAAGAUCCUGUUGUUCAUUGAUAACUGCCUUGAAUCGGAAGAACAACUAAGAACAGGAAAGAUUUCAUUGGAUGUAGCUAGCAAUGACUUAGGAGAUAUUAACCAAACUAUCAAUCUCCCCAAAAAGAAGGGAAGGCCAAGAAAAUACCCUAUUCUUAUUAAGGAAGAUGAUAAGGAUUACGAGCCAAUCGAUUUAUUGGACAAAAUACCAAGAAAACGUGGACCGAAGCGAAAAACUGAUUAUCAAACAGAUAAAGAACAACAUAAUAUGGAAAAAGAAGAAGAACAUUUAGAAGGUCUCAAAUGGGGCAUACCUAUUUCAGAAGGAAAACCAUUCACUGUCAGGAAAUAUGGAAAAUCAAAAGCUCUCAAUGAUAAUAAUGAGAAUAAAAAGGACUCUUUUACAGUAACUGUUAGUCCAAUUUGUGAUUCAAAUAAUGACAUAAAUGAUAAAUCAAAGAAAGAACUAAAUAUGUCAGGUAGUGGAACAAAUAGUAAAUUGAAUGGUUCAAGUGAUGAGUCGAAUAAACAACUUGAUUGCCCAUGUAAUGAAUCAAAUAGUGAACUAGAUAUUGCAGGUGUUAAAUCAAAUAAUUUCAGUUUUUCUGAUGAAAACAUAGAAAUCCAUGAUGAAACUGAAAUGUUUGUAGACCAUAAAGAAAAUAACGUAAUUCAUGAAGCCGUUCAACAAUCAAUUUUAGUUGAUUUCAUGAUUGAGGAUAUGUCUCCAAAAGAAAAUGAAACUAAUUCUAAAAUUGUACAUAAUGAUCAUUCUUAUGCUCCUGAAAAUUUAAUACAGUUAUUAAGAUGUCCACAAUGUAUUACAGAUUAUCGAACCCUUAGAGGCAUUAAACUACAUUUAACCUCCACACAUAAAAUUGCAGAAGAACAAUCUUUCAAAUGUAGUUUCUGUAAUAUGCAAUUUUUCAGAUAUAACGAUUUAAUAAAACAUAAAAGUACCCAUGGAUAUGCCUGUGAAUUAUGUGAAGAUUUCUUUCCCACUGCCACAGAACUAAAUUCUCAUAUAUCCCUCCAUCCCGAAAGAUAUUAUUGUAUGAAAUGUGGGGAAAAGUUUCAUAAAAAGGAUUUGUUGGAUAAACACGAGCCUUUGCAUGAGAGAAUGUCAAAAAUCCUUGCAUUAAUAAAGAAUACGACAAAACCAAUGCUCCAAUGUCCCCAUUGUAGUCUGACGUGUGGUUAUAUCAAUACUCUUCAACAGCACAUAAAUUCAGUUCAUCUUAAAAUUAAAGAGUUUGAAUGUAGUCUAUGUCAAAAGAAGUUCGGUGCAAGCAACUCUUUAAAAGUACAUGUGAGAGUCUGUCAUUCAACCGAAACACCAUAUGUUUGCGAGGAAUGCGGUGUGGGCUAUGGACGAUUAGAUUAUCUGCAAAGACAUGAAAAAACUCAUUCUAUCAAACAUAAUACUUUUAUGGUUCUCGCAAAGAGAAAUUACAGCAAAGUGGCAGCUAAAGAUAAUGGACUCAGUUGCAUUUUUUGUGCUAUUAAAAUGUCGUCAAAACAAGAAUUGAUUGCUCAUUUACAAACUCACAAUGGUCUGAAAAAGUUUGAAUGUGAAUACUGUGAAUUAAUACUCAAUUCUCCCAGUGAAAAACAUUUCCAUGAAAGUACUCAUAAAAAUUCAUAUAUAUGUACCACCUGUUCGAAAAACUUCUCAACUAAAAAAGAAUUAAGAAUUCAUGAAGAUCUCAAGGAAUGUAUGUUACAAAAAUUCACUUGUAUUAUUUGUAAUUCAACACAUGCAAGACAAUCACUCUUAGAGACACAUAUUUUAAAUGAACAUGUGAAUAAAAUACUGAUAGAUAAAGCUAAUUCUGAGAUAGGUCAAAUAAAUGUUAAUCGGAAAAAUAUUGAAAUGGAAUGGAGCACUGACGAAGAAGAAGUAACUGAGAAAACAGAAGAAAAUGCAUUAAAUAACAAAACUAAUCAAAACACAAAUGUUGAUGAACUCAAUCUAGAACAUACCAAGGAAGAAGGAUAUAUACUUGGUGUAGACGAAGAUUCAGCCAUGGAAAAAUCAAUAGAAAUUGUUGAUUACCACACCAAAAAAGCAGCCCAAGAGAAAAACGAGGAAUGUCAAAAUGAUGUUAAUUCAAAACAAGUCUUAAAUCGGGAUCAGGAAUUAGAAUUGGAAGAAGAAACUUUAUGUAUAAUUCUAAUCGAUCAGAAAUCUGAACAGAUUGGUUUAAAGGUAGAAAAUAGAAACAAGGAAAUAGGUCAAGAAAAUCAAAACUUAGAAAUAGAUUAUGGUACUGAUAACGAAAGUAAAGAACAUGAGCAGAUAGAAAAGUGAAAAUAUAGUGAAAGAAUUGAGAGAUUAAAAAAAAUAGCACAUUAAAGUAGUAUAAUUCAUGGAAAAAUUAUGGUUGGUAUAGACUCUGUGAAAUUGAACUAAUUCAAAUAAAAUUCCACCCCAUUUAUUUGACAACACUUUUCAGUAUACCAUACUUUAAUACAUGUGAGCAAUAAGUUUAUAUUUCAUCACAUUUCAUAGAAUUUAAUUACAUAUUUUUGUUUCAACAUUAAAACGACAUUAUCUAAGAUCUGCAUCAUUCUAAUAAUUUAAUUUUAUUUUUUACUUCAUAUAUUUACUUCAUAUGGGGUAGUACAAUAAUUUUAAUCAAUUUAUAUAAUGUUCUCAAAGCUUAAUAAAUCAUGAGGGUGAAAUUUAUACUGUUGAGACUAUUUGUGAAAUAAAACUAUGCUUAGUUGGAAUAAAA